CGUCUCGAAAUUUUGGUCAGUAGCUCAUCGGCAACCAAGCUUUUCAAAAUGCCCAAGAAGACCAAUGCCGCCGCUACCUCUAAGCCCGCCAAACCUGCCCAAGCGACGGUAACCGACAUUGACGACAUCUUUGCCAAGCCCAAAGUCAGCAAGAGCAAACCAGAGUCCGUUGUCGAAUCUGAGAAGAAGAAGAGCAAGGGCAAGUCAAAGGCUGUCUUUAUCGAGGAAUCUGCAGCUCCUUCUGUCAGCAUAGAAAGCGGAGACAAGGAAAAGAAGAAGAAGAAGGUCAAGACUGUAGCGUCUUUCAUCCCAGACGAGGACGAACGGGAGUCUUCAAGUAAGGUGGAGACGGUGAUAGACCCCUCGACUAUCCCUGUCGUUCUUCCCGAGCCGCCAGCGACAACAAAGACAAAAAAGGACAAGGGAACCAAAAGAGAUAGGAAAGAGGAUGAAGAUGAUGAGAUUUUUAGAGAUUCUAGGGGUACUGGGCCAAGGCGAAAGACUGAAGAAGGCUUCUUAAUCUAUAAGGAAGCUGAACUGAAGAUUGACCCGGAGGCUGGCGGUACACCCUUGUGCCCCUUCGACUGUGAAUGCUGUUUCUGAUCCAUAAACCGUCAUUUUAGGCCAUAUAUAUUCCAACGUCUCUGCUUGUACAUCAUAACAUAUAUUCGCAUUGUUCUCUACAAUAAUCAGCAUG
Molecule: messenger RNA, 697 nt
Organism: Cryptococcus deneoformans JEC21
Lineage: Eukaryota; Fungi; Basidiomycota; Tremellomycetes; Tremellales; Cryptococcaceae
Exons: 3
Coding region: 49-603 (184 amino acids)
Source: RefSeq, a predicted model, not a curated record